GGAGCCACGCUGGUGCUGCAGGCGGUGCUGUUCUUCCAGGGCGCGGACUUCGACGACGCACAGGAGCCGACCGCAGGCGCAGGCGUCUCGCCACAGCCCCGCGGCCCGCCGGCGGCGGGCGCGCCGGCCGCCGCGCGGGCCGCCAUCGCGGAGGGCGCGAUGCCGCGCCCGACGCCGGCGGUACGCCUGGCGGAUCUUCUUCCACAUCCCGAAGUGCGCAGGCAGCACGUUCGAGAAGCAUUUUUUCAGAAGCGCCAUCGGGGCGAACAUAUCUAUCCUGAAGCCGUGCGUCCACACAGGCAAGCCGACCGUUUACUCGACCAUAGGCUACGACCACUACCCUGCAGGCUUUGAUCCGGACAGCGAGCCGCUCCAGUGCGGCCUGAACGAGAGGGAGAGCUGUAAGAAGGGCCGCCGGGCGGAGGUCAUUCGCAUCUCGAUCGCCUGCGCAGGACGGAAUGAUCAUCGGCCACUUCCGGCCGGCGAUGGUCAACAACAUCCUCUGCGCUCAGCGGUCGAUGCGCUCGCAAGGUGGCGGGUUAAUGUCGACCCCUGCGUAUGGCUACACAUGCGCGUCUGCGGCAGACGCUUUCUGUUCUUGCACGGAGCGGCUGGGCUUGCAGAAGGACCGGACCGCCAUGACCUGCGCAGUGUCGAUACGGAGGGAAAUGGGGGGAACCCUUGGCGCGAGCAUUAUCUCACCAUUACCAUUUUGACUACGAGAAAAAGCUGGACCGACGGGUCGCGGAGAUGCGACGCAUAUAAAUGCCGGAAAUUCUCGGACCUUCCUAUUCGAGAUCAGUUAGAGGAGUUAUCACGGGAACUGGCGGCAAUGUACACCUCAAUUGGUUGACACAAGAGUCGUGGCACACGCCGUUGCGAUGGAUGGUCGGACGGCGCAUCAUGGAGUGGAUUGGAGACGGCCUGAUGGUCUUGAAGCGCUGCGCGGUCGCCAUAGUCGACCGGUGGGAGGAC
Molecule: messenger RNA, 975 nt
Organism: Prorocentrum cordatum
Lineage: Eukaryota; Dinophyceae; Prorocentrales; Prorocentraceae
Source: the annotation of a GenBank genome assembly